Molecule: messenger RNA, 402 nt
Organism: Clonostachys rhizophaga
Lineage: Eukaryota; Fungi; Ascomycota; Sordariomycetes; Hypocreales; Bionectriaceae
Source: the annotation of a GenBank genome assembly
AUGUAUGCAGAGAAUAUUCUAUCUGCGCAAAAAGCUGCGCUUCUCAAAGGUAUGCUGAAGUGCAAAAGCACUGCGUAUUGUAAAUACGGCCCAGGUGCUUUGUCCUUACAAAUAAGGACUGGAGACCCCAGCAACUCCUAUAAAUGGUUGAAAUCAAAGGGACUUGACUCGGUUGAAAAGACUCUUAUGGCGCCAUUACAUUCCGGAUAUUAUGCUCAACACAACAAUAAAUUCGCUGUAGUUAUUAUCGACGAGUACCAUUCUGCUAAGAGAUUUGACCGUCAACUCAACGAGGGUAUUCGGUCGCUUCCUGAUCUGCACGUAAUUCUCUUGACUGGAACACCGAUCUAUAACACAUGGCGCGACUUAUAUGGCCAGCUAGCAUUGUUUGCAGGGCGCUGA